This is a messenger RNA of Leguminivora glycinivorella, 1629 nucleotides long. Its product is annotated as delta-aminolevulinic acid dehydratase. Gene Ontology annotation, molecular function: zinc ion binding; porphobilinogen synthase activity. Gene Ontology annotation, cellular component: cytosol. NCBI's taxonomy places the organism in Eukaryota, Metazoa, Arthropoda, Insecta, Lepidoptera, Tortricidae. The transcript has 9 exons. The record is from RefSeq and is a predicted model, not a curated record. Gene Ontology annotation, biological process: heme biosynthetic process. The coding region runs from base 160 to 1161 and encodes 333 amino acids.
CGUUAUCGUGUCAAUAGUACCGAGUCGUAACCAGUUUUCCUUAUUGUUCAAUUAAAAUAAAUUAAAUACCAAUAAACUCUAACUAGGGUCGUCGCCGUACUGAGAAACUAGCAUCUUUUCUUUCAAAGUUUUCCUAUUUCGUGUGUGUUUAACGACAAAAUGAGUGACCUGUUUGUAAGCCGUGAACAUAUAUUGCAGGGGGGCUAUUUCCAUUCCACACUGCGAAAAUUACAGGAGCCCGACACCAGUAUUGAGCCUCACAAUAUUAUGUACCCAGUUUUCUUACUGGAAAAUGAAGAUGCCAUUCAACCCGUAGCCAGUCUGCCAAAUGUGAACCGCUAUGGCCUGAACCAGCUCAUUCCGGCGCUCACCGAUCUGGUGGAGAAGGGCCUGAAGUCCAUACUCAUAUUUGGCAUUGUUGAGACACUUCCUAAGGAUCCCACCGGGUCCAGUGCUGACUCGCCGUCCAACCCAGUUGUGAAGGCUCUCCCCAUCCUGAGGGCUACGUUCCCGUCUCUUCUCAUUGCUACAGAUGUGUGUCUCUGCCCGUACACUUCUCAUGGGCACUGUGGGGUGUUGACUGAGACCGGUGCCAUUGACCACGCACCAAGCGCCAAGAGAAUUGCUGAAGUUGCCUUGGCCUAUGCUAAAGCAGGUGCUCACGUGGUCGCUCCAUCUGACAUGAUGGACAACAGAAUAAAAGCCAUCAAGGACGCACUCAUUGCCUCCAAAUUGGACAACCAGGUUUCUGUCCUAUCCUACUCGUGCAAGUUCGCGUCGUGCAUGUACGGCCCUUUCCGCGACACGAUGAAGAGCUCCCCUAUGGAGGGCGAUCGCAAAUGCUACCAGCUGCCGCCUGGGAGCGCCGGGCUCGCCGCUAGAGCUGCGGCUCGCGAUGUAGCGGAGGGUGCAGAUUUUCUAAUGGUGAAGCCCGGCCUCCCGUACUUGGACAUCGUGCGGCAGACCAAAAACCAGUUCCCUAAUCACCCGCUAUUCAUCUACCAGGUGUCCGGCGAGUACGCAAUGAUAUGCAAGAGCGGCGACAGCAGUGAAAUCCAGAAUACUCUGAUGGAGACUUUGACUUGCAUGAGGCGUGCAGGUGCCGACUGCAUUAUAACUUACUUCGCUCCACUGGUUCUCAGCAUAAUAAAUAAAAAGUAAAAUGUUUUAUAUAACAUUUUGUUGAAAGGCAAUAAUAACUAAUAGACUAUGACGAGUAAUUGUUAGAAUGUUCCUGAUUCGCCGGAUUCUUGUGUCAUCACUCAUCAGAUUGACAUACAGUAAGCACAGUAUAUUGUAAUAUCUGAUCUUUAUUUUAUUGGUGUGUUACAACCAGCACGGCACUUUCUUUAUUAGAAAAUCAGGCGAUUCAAGUCCGGUUAAAUAAGAAUCUGGCUAACCAGGAACUAACUAUGAUAGUUAUACACGUAAAUGUACGGAGCGAUAUAACCUGUACAGAGCCAUCCAUUUCAGCUGUCAAAAAUUUGCGUUAAGUAUACUCGAAAUCGAAUACACAAACGCCAUUAUAGGCCAACAUAUUUUAUUUUGGACUACUAAAGACAAUAAUCGGGGUGUAUGAUCUGAACUGAAACAAAGUCAUCACUGGCAAUUUGGCAGCAUCAUUGGCAA